Salpingoeca rosetta is the source of this 762-nucleotide messenger RNA. RefSeq names its product pyridoxine/pyridoxamine 5'-phosphate oxidase. The transcript has 2 exons. The record is from RefSeq and is a predicted model, not a curated record. Gene Ontology annotation, biological process: pyridoxine biosynthetic process. Gene Ontology annotation, molecular function: FMN binding; pyridoxamine phosphate oxidase activity. Bases 1 to 762 code for a protein of 253 amino acids. NCBI's taxonomy places the organism in Eukaryota, Choanoflagellata, Craspedida, Salpingoecidae.
AUGGAUGUUGAAGUGGCUGGCAGUGGUGAGGAUGAGAAGGCACGUGUCACGACGGGUUUGGAUGUGGGGAAACAUGUGACGGGGAUGCGACGCGUGUACAAGGGAGAGCCCGUGAGCGCAGCUAGCCUGCAUGAGGACCCGCUGAAGCAGUUCAAGCUGUGGUUGCAAGACGCCGUGGAGGCGGAGGAGAAUGAGCCAAACGCCAUGACGCUGGCCACGGCAGACGAGGACGGCGUGCCUAACGCACGCAUGGUGCUGCUCAAGGGCGUGGACAAGCGCGGCUUCCGCUUCUUCACCAACUACGACUCGCAGAAGGGGAGGGAGCUCACGGGAAACCCGCGCGCAACCCUGGUGUUCUGGUGGCAGUCGCUCAGCCGCUCCGUGCGUGUGCACGGCCAGGUGGAACGGGUCCCCGACGCUGAAUCUGACGAGUACUUUGAAAGCCGGCCCAUUGGCAGUCAGAUUGGCGCCAUCAUCUCCACUCAGAGCAAGCCGCUGCACAGUAGGAGGGAGCUGAACGAGGAGUAUCAGCGACUGAUGGCCGAGUGCGCAGAAGGCCGCUAUGUUCCUCGCCGUCCCGCGCACUGGGGCGGUUUCAUCGUGCGGCCUCUCUGGAUCGAGUUCUGGCAGGGCCAGCCGAGCCGUCUGCACGACCGCAUCCGCUACACGCGUUGCACCACCACUGACGCGCCCCCUUCGACCGACGGCGACACUGAAGACGUGGCCUCCCCUGCUUUCACCAAGGAGGCUCUCUACCCUUGA